UUAACGAGAGAUGUUGCUUUCGACAACUUGCUUCCUACAACUGGCUAUGUAAACUACAUGGAAACAAAACAAUGUGAUAGCAUAAUACAGUGUGCUGCAGUGUGCGUGUUUUGUGCAGGAUUGUUGUACAACCAGAACACAAGAACAUGUCAUCUUCUAAAAGCGCGUCUCUAUGAAACUUCCUUUGACAGGAAUCGUACAGAUAUCGGAUGGGGACUUUUCAUUCAUAAUAAUGUGUGCGAAUUGGGAUGGCAUCUCUACAAUGACCACUGUUAUAUAUACAUUGAGAUGAAUGCCACAUGGGUGCAGGGCAAGGAUCACUGUGACAGUGUCGGGGCUUAUCUAAGUAGAAUAGAAAGUAAAGAGGAGAGCGAGUGGGUUUCAAACACAUUGUUACCGACAAUGUAUCAAGACAUCUGUGACACCGACUUUUGGCGCUGCUGCAAGACAUGGAUUGGUGCCAAUGACCAGGAUAUAGAGGGCGUGUUCCAAUGGACAAACAAAGAAAAUGUGACGUACGUAAAUUGGCCGUCUGGAGAACCCAGCAGCCAGACCAGUGCCGAGGACUGUGUCAGAAUAUGUGACAGAGGUGUGUGGAAUGAUGUUGAUUGUAAUCUAAUUAGCAACAUUAUUUGUGAAAAAAGAUCUUUAAGUUAACAUUUAAAUUUUCAAAGCAAGCAACAACAAAGGCAUGAUUUGGUUUCAAUUGUUACAUGUAUUUUUUAAAUAGCGAUAACGUUAAUGCACAUUAUAGAUGUAAUACAUAUAUUUAUAUUUCCAAAUAUGUUUUCUUAUAUAAACCUCUAGAGAAGCAAAAACGUUUUAAUAUAUGUAAGACGUUUAAUGAGGUCAAACUAAUUACCACUUGGCAUAACGUUUCAAGGUUGCUCUACUCAAAAUAAACAAUAAAUAAGCAAUGUUAAAAGUUGACCGGGUUUUGAAUU
Molecule: messenger RNA, 944 nt
Organism: Magallana angulata
Lineage: Eukaryota; Metazoa; Mollusca; Bivalvia; Ostreida; Ostreidae
Product: low affinity immunoglobulin epsilon Fc receptor-like
Exons: 4
Molecular function (GO): signaling receptor activity
Source: RefSeq, a predicted model, not a curated record